AUGCAGCAUGCGACUCAACUCCUCCUUGCUGACGGCCCACUCAAGCGUUACAACCUCAGUGGCGCUGGCCGCCCUGAAGAGAUCCCCGACACGGCUGCCCUUGUCGCCUACAUGCACAAGCUUCGUGAUGCCGAGCGUGCUGUCACAUGUACUCACCUAGUAAACUUCCUCAAGCGCCACCACCGACCGUGGCUGAACGUGUACCUUGCCACCAAGAAAGCCGAGUACCCCUCCCUGCUCCGUCUGCUGUAG
Aphanomyces astaci is the source of this 252-nucleotide messenger RNA. RefSeq lists its product as hypothetical. The record is from RefSeq and is a predicted model, not a curated record. NCBI's taxonomy places the organism in Eukaryota, Oomycota, Saprolegniomycetes, Saprolegniales, Verrucalvaceae. The transcript has a single exon. Bases 1 to 252 code for a protein of 83 amino acids.